UAUACUUUUGUAUCCCCUAGUUCCCACACGAAACCGAGAUUAGUUUCGCAACUCUACAAAAAGCAAAAUGGUGCGCGAGGAAAGACGGAGACCCCAUUUAUCUAUGGAGCGAAACGACGAUGAUUUUGGUACAUCUCACAUCCCCAAGGAAAUUCUAUCCAACUUUCGUGACAUCAUAAUUGAAGGCAAAGAAUGUGGGCAAGACAAGGAGAAUUUCCAGCAACAAUGUCAACAGCUGCUUGAAAGUGGAUAUACAUUUAGAUUCAUUAUCAUCAUUUCUCUGAUAGAUGAUUUGCUUGAAGCAGGUGCUUUUGGAGAUGAAACUCUAGAAAAUGUUAAAGUUGCGCUCUCCAAUCUGCUACCAUUUGCCCUAAAUCUUUGCAGACAUCCGCACCAAAAAGAAUACAAAGUCAUAAAGAAAUACACAGCAUAUUUUUCCUGUAAUAUAAAAGAGAAGCUCAGUCCUUGCUCUUCUGUAGCUGAUUACUUCAUAAAAGCCAUGGGCUACAUGGAAAACGACACUCAAGAUGAGUUUAUACUGUUGAAAGUUUCAAGCACUAUUUUAGCAAUCACGUUUGAGCUAUACUUGUCAAAACAGGAACUAGACCGCCUUAUUCCAAUAGCCAAGUCUGCAAGCCGAAGGUUUGGAUUUGCAGUUUCAUUUACCGUAAGGGAGUGGGUAAAUUACUGCCAUUCUCAUAGAAAUAAUUGGCAGCAGGAUGACUUCAAGCAGUACCUGAGAAGAAUGUACAGUGAUUCAAGGAUGAGUGUAUCAGUACAUGAAGAUCAUGACCAAAGCACUGAAAAACAGAGGCAGGCAUCUACUGGCACCUCACUUUCAAGACAUUCAAGAGAUUUGCUGGAAUUAAAAAAGGAUUUGAAAUUGAAGGUAGCAGUGAGUUCAAGAUCAUACCCCGAGACACGCGAUCAAGAGAAGAAACGAGAGGAAAGUAAUGAAAGUUCCGGUGUCAAAAAUCAGUAUAGAAAUGUUGAGCUGUAUCGUGCCCAUAGUGAUGAAUGGAUGUAUGGGGGAAAUUCUUUGGAUUAUGGAUCGCUUCAUGAAAUUACUGGAAAUCGUAAUAGAGCGGUUUCUACAGUCGCUCCUACCAAUCAGAAUUCCUUGAAAUCUACUUCGGAUUCUUUGAAAUUGAAGGUAAAGAAUGAGCUGUACGAGAACACUGCACCUGGGGUAGAACUUCCCAUGAAAGAUAUCGUUUCAAGCUAUCGAGAUACUGUGCAACGAGAUAAACAAUAUGAAAAUUUAAUGUCCAUGAUUAGCAUUGAUCCAGGUACAGACAGUCUUCCAACGGAGAGUCAAAUAAGGGCUGACAUGGCAAAGAAAGAUUAUAGAGAGCUCUUAUAUCGACCACCUCCCGAUUUUCCAAUUGAUGUCGAGGGGCCUCAAGAAGCAUUCCAGCUUCUCCCCAAGGGGAAUCGUGAAUCUCAAGAGAAGGUCACGGCUACUGAUGCAUAUGAGAAUACCAAAUUGCAUCAUGGUGCAAGACAAAGGCAUUCACGGGAAGAUCAAUUGUCGGUUGGCGAAAGCACUGAACGUCAAACUGGCAAAUUAAAGGUGCCCUCGCUGUAUUCUCAGGACACUGAUUCUUCUUUUGAAACUGGAAACGAUUCUCAAUUGUUCAAAAGGGCAAACGAUUUGGAAAUCCCCGAGCUGUAUCAACAGCAAAGUUAUUAUUAGAAUUAUUAGCACUGUGGCAAUGUGACAAUGGUUUAAUGAUGUAGAAAGGUAAAUAACCAUACGCUAGAGGGUGCUUUGGGGAUGGGGGGGGGGUUAUGAUGGUCAAAAUGACCUUUGUGCAAAUUUUGUAGUAUAAAAAUAGUUGGACUGAAAAUUUAUGUAAAUAGCUUGCCCUUUCAAUGUCUUGAAAAUUUAUGUACAUUAGAGAAUGUUUUUCCGUGAUACUAGGUGAUACUAGCGAGCCUAAACAUUCAAAACUCGUUCAUUAUUGUAAUUGAUUUUUAUGGUAAAAACGUGCUCUAGCUGUCCAGUUUCUUUCUGAAAAAUUCGCUUGUUUAACAUGGAAAAAUUCACGUUAUUUUAGAACUACUAAUUUUUGAAACUAACUGGAAAAAUGUAAAGAAUCUCGUUUGUCAAUAUUGAUUAAUUUAAUGAACUAAGUCAAGGAUAGAUUCAUUAUAACCAACCUGUUGAUGGUAUAAUUGUAUGUUAAAGCAUCAUUUUGCCUUGCAUUGCAGUUUACAGGCACCCAGAUAAGAGAGAUUUAUUUCGAAACGGACUCACUGACCAUAUCUUAUACGAAUAUCACGUUUAUUUACAAAAAACCGGGUUCAGUUUUGACUAUUAUGCUACGUUCCGCACUCUGUGGCAUGAAUUGUUUAAAAUGCGGCUACACAAAUCUUGCAUAUUUAGAGGGUUCCGGGAUAGUAGUAAUCCGAUACCGUCCCAUAUCCGGUGCCACGUUUAACUUAAAGAGUAGUGAUUUGAAUCCGCAAAAACGAGACCUGAGUGUAUCGGAUUCAAGCUAUUAAAGUUAACAGAACGCCUGUCCGGUAUGAACAGUAAUCCGAUACGAAAUGAAUCCAAUAUAGCGUGACAAGUGCUUCAGUUUUUUAGUAAAAGUAUCUGAUUUCGUUGAUAUUAUAUAAAUCUCUCUUGCCAAAGUUUAUCCAUUUUUUAUUCACUGCUAAAUUUGUUUGAAAUGAUCUGAGUAUCAAAAUGUUAUUGCAAUCAAUUUUUGGUGUUUUGAGUUUUGAUUUAUUAUGCAAAAUAAUAUUAUAAAAAUCACCUACAAAUAUAAUCGUUGAGUCCAAUUGAUUUUGAGUUAGAUGAAGCCAAACUCACAUUCCUUAUGAAAUUGGUUCUAAACUGAGCCAAACUGCUAUUAUCCUUUGGAAACUUUAGGUCUUUCAAUCGACAGGUCAUAGAGGAAUUCUACGAUCCAAAUUGUAAGGCCCCAAGUAAAAGUAUAAUUUUAUGACAUCAUAGUUUUAACGGCUUCAGGACGUUCGUGUUUUAGUGUUUUCUCGAGCUGUUUUUGUACAGAAAAUGAGAAAGAUUAUUUGCAGGGGUGUAGGAACGUGCUGGAGAGAGGGGGCACGACGGGACAUCUUUUUGCACUAAAGAAGGAACAUGCAAAGAAGCACUUUACAGAUAUAAAGGGUACUUUCCACCAAAUAUGUGCAAUCACAUCAACAUACGGUACAAUGCUAUAGGUUUCUCCAAUUAUUUUAUCUCUGGAAGUAAACAUUUUAGCUGCACCUUGGCACAAAACAAUAUUUUUGUCUACCUAUACUGUAAAGGUAGUAGCAAGCAAUAGGCCAGGGUGGGUGCCUUGUGGUGCCUCGCAAAUGGAUAGUGAUAUCCAUUGCAAAUAGACACUUGAUGACGAAAGAGCAAAGAACACGAUAGAGGAGAGAGGAAUAUUUUAAUAAACUGUUCGAAAAUUAUCCAUUAAUAGAACUUGUAUCCAAAUUAUUAGCAGUUUAUUUAUUGUAUUGUUAGAACUAGCUGAAGAGGCAUUCGUGUAGAAAUAAUUUAAAAACGAAAAAUGGAAUGAACAAGGAGGCGUUGAAGGAAUGUGGCAGUAAUGCUCCUUUUGAUUUCAGACACUAUUAAUUCAAAAGAUUGCAAAAACCUGCCUCAGUGCUUUUUCCUAUCUUUCUGAACAAAUAAAUUGUAUAAGAACUACAAUUUCUAUAAUUUUUGUUAAUUCUUGUGCUAGUUUCUAAUAAACAAGUUUACGGUAUCAAAGAGAAAAUUUUUACCUUUUCCGAACCAUCUAUUGGUGAGCAAUACAUAAAAGUUAAAGCAGCUUUUGCCUGACAUGCGAUCCACAUACGAUAUCAUUAGGUGUUUAAAUAGAAUUUCUGAUUACAAGAUGUGCAAAGAAGAUUUCAAAAUGCUGGAUUUGCUAUUCCUUCAGUAAUCGAUUGCAACACUAAAGGAAAGGACUUUUAUUAAGCUUAUCCCCGAACAGUUAUCAAAUAUAAAAAUAACCAGAACCCGAAUCGGCGAAAUCUCGCGCAAAUGAUGCAUUACGAGAGCAGCGAGAGAAUGUAAACGAAGAAUAACACAAACGAUGCAACAGAAAAAUGCAUUUAUUGUUCUUUUAUUGUUUUACAAUAAUUUUGACUAACAUAAAACCACUUGAAAUUUAUUUUCAUUCAAAACCAAAAUCCACAUUGGGAACUCGUGUUGUCAUCACCGUUUCGCGUCUUCCAAUCAAAGACGCGGGUACAGCCGCCUAAUCUUGCAACUGCCGUCCUAAAGUUUCGUAGCGUUAUGAAACCCUGUUUUU
Rhopilema esculentum is the source of this 4277-nucleotide messenger RNA. RefSeq lists its product as uncharacterized. The record is from RefSeq and is a predicted model, not a curated record. Lineage: Eukaryota; Metazoa; Cnidaria; Scyphozoa; Rhizostomeae; Rhizostomatidae.